UUUCUUUCGCAAUUCAAAUUGCCAUUUGUUAAUGUUUUAUAAUUCUAAGUCAUAACAAUGAAUUUAAUUAAGAGUGGGUCUUGAAUGGCCUUAUUUUAAGUAUAAAUAUUGAUGUACUUGUUUGGUGGCUCCGCCUAUUCUUUGUACACUUGUUUGCCAUCUGAAUAAUCAACUCGUAAUUUCGACAACAUAUGUUCAAGGAGAACAUGUUAUUUUACACAACCAAACUACUUUAAAUUAUUAAUACCUAAGCUAUACGAAAACUCGUUUUUACAUUUGGGUAGUUCAGAUUAAUUCCAUAUCAGAGUUUUUGUGCUGUUUAUGUGGCAUCAUUAAAAUAUAUUACUUAAUGUUUUUAUCAGUUAAGUAUUAAAAUUAAUUGAGUGUGAUUUAAUAAGCAAAAAUGCCUUACCAAACUGUUAAACAAUUCUAUGCUGGCAAAAAUAUUUUUUUAACUGGAGGCACAGGUUUUGUUGGCAUUGCAUAUUUAGAAAAAUUAUUAAGGAGUAUUCCUGAUAUUGGAAAUAUCUAUGUUUUACUGAGAGCUCGAAAAACACAAGGAAUACAAGAGAGAUUUGAAAUAAUAAAAAGCAACUCUGUAUUUGAAACUUUGAAAAAUACUGAAGGUGGACCAGUAUUGUUGAAUAAACUUAUACCAAUUAGUGGUGAUAUAUCAGCAGAAAAACUAGGAUUAUCUGAUGAAGACGAAAAAAUGUUGUGUGACAAUAUUAACAUUGUAGUUCAUUGUGCAGCUACAUUAGACUUUGAAACUGAUUUAUUAACUGCAAUCAAUAUCAAUUUGAUGGGUACAAAACGUAUUGUAGACUUGAGCAAAAAAAUAAAAAAGCUGAGUUGUUUAUUGCAUGUUUCAAGUGCCUAUGUUAAUUGUGUUAGAAAUUAUGCUGAAGAAAUAAUUUAUGAUGCUCCUGCUAAUUACAAUGAUAUAAUUAAUUAUGCUCAAACUAUGGAUGCUAAAGAGUUAAAUAAUUCAGCUGAGAAACUUAUGGGCGAACAUAUAAAUACUUAUACAUUUACAAAAGCUUUAGCGGAGCAUGUAGUAAAUGAUGUAAGAGGAAUAAUUCGUACUUGUAUUGUUAGACCUAGUAUGAUUGUAGCUUCAUGGAAAGAACCAGUUGAAGGAUGGACAAUUUCAAAAAAUGGUCCUCAAGGUUUUAUCAUGGGUGCAUCCAAAGGAGUCGUUCGACGUUUACCAGUCAACCCAACCUUAAUAUAUGAUUAUAUACCUGUAGAUAUUGUGGUCAAUUCAAUGAUAUCUAGUGUAUGGUAUAGUGCACAAUUGCCAUCUAGUGAUGCAUCAGUAACUGAACAGACACCAGUAUUUCAUUUAACUACUAGUACAUGCAAUCCUUUUCGUUGGGAGAAUCUUGCAAGUAAACUAUGUAUAGCUCUACAUGAAUUUCCUAUACAAGGUGCUGUGUGGUAUCCUCAUAUCAAAUUCUUACCCAAUUUAUUUAUGUAUUGGAUAUCAUCAGCUAUUUUUCAUUUCAUACCAGCUUAUAUUCUAGAUUUUGUUACAAAAAUAUCUGGUGGACGACCUAUUUUAGUACGUUUACAUACAAAUGUUAAUCGAUCAUUAAGUCGAUUAGCUCCAUUUAUUUUUCAAGAAUGGAAAUUUGAUAAUUCCCAUACAUUGCGUUUACAUGAAGAUUUGGGUGUAGAUGAUAAAUCCCUAUUUUAUGUUGAUCCAACUAAUGUGCAGUGGCCUAUUUUUUUCCUUAAUUUGACAUUAGGAGUUAGAAAAUAUUUACAUAAGGAAAGUGAAAAAACUCUAAAGGCUGCAACCAGGAAAAAUUUUAUAUUAAUGUGGUUGAAUAUUCUUUUACAAGUUUUUAUUGUACUAUUUAUUUGGUAUUUAGUAUCUAUAGUCACUAACUCUUCGUUUUUAUCUUCCUACUGGGCUGGAUUGGCUGUUAUUAUUUUUGGAUUUAUAUUUUAAAAACAAUACUUUUAAAUUUUCAAGAUUACCAGAAAAAGUGUAAUAACUUUGGUAUGUAUUACAUUUUAUUAAGUAGUACAUACCUGAAUAUUCUUUAUUUAAACUUGUAAUAGUAUAUUAAAAUUAAAAGUAUUAUAACUAGAUUGUUUAUUUAUGACUGUUAUUAUAAAAUAAAGCGUAUAGAACCAUAAUAGCCCAUCACUAUAUUUUGUUUCCUUUAUAGAUGAUAAUAUUUAAACAUGAUAACAGUAAUUAAACUACCUAAUGUAUAAAAUAAAUAGGUUGGCUAUUAUAGUUCUACAUGUCUUAAAUUAACUUAGCAAAUUUUUUUUCCAGUAACAAUCUAAUUGUAAUAGUUUAUUUUAACAAUAAUUAUUGUUUGGUAAUGGUUUCUUU
Messenger RNA from Daktulosphaira vitifoliae (grape phylloxera), 2353 nucleotides. Its product is annotated as putative fatty acyl-CoA reductase CG8306. NCBI's taxonomy places the organism in Eukaryota, Metazoa, Arthropoda, Insecta, Hemiptera, Phylloxeridae. The transcript is spliced from 9 exons. Gene Ontology annotation, molecular function: alcohol-forming very long-chain fatty acyl-CoA reductase (NADP+) activity. Gene Ontology annotation, cellular component: peroxisome. The record is from RefSeq and is a predicted model, not a curated record. Gene Ontology annotation, biological process: long-chain fatty-acyl-CoA metabolic process. The coding region runs from base 404 to 1957 and encodes 517 amino acids.